Molecule: messenger RNA, 971 nt
Organism: Aspergillus homomorphus CBS 101889
Lineage: Eukaryota; Fungi; Ascomycota; Eurotiomycetes; Eurotiales; Aspergillaceae
Exons: 1
Coding region: 1-900 (299 amino acids)
Source: RefSeq, a predicted model, not a curated record
AUGUCUUCCGAACAGGCCGAACAGGAGGAUGAGGCAACGGACAAAAUAGCUCAGCCGCCGCCAUUAGAGGUAGUGUUCAUAAAUGUGCUCAACAACUUCGGGGUGCCGUGUGCCCUUGUGGGGGACCUGGCCCUUAGGGUGUACGGUAUGAGUGUUGCAGUACGGAGCAUUGAUUUGGUCCUAGACGACAAUAUAAUUCCUCAAGCAGUGUAUGCCCUCCACCAACGUGGCUUUCAACCUUGUCGGGACCCAUACUGUGAAGCCUCAGAUAUCAAGGACAAAUACUUCCUCUCCUCCCAGCACUACCAUAUCCCUCCCAGCGGACCGUGGAAGAGGGGCCUUUUCAACCCCUGGAGAAAAUCUCACCUCCUGGAACAGGUCCCAGGCAGAAUUCCCCUCCCGGAUGACCUCGCCAAUGUUAACAACGAGGCCUGGAUGCUAACGAACAGUCCGCUACUUCCCAGCCCGCAAGCCGACCAGUUGGGCGGGUCACCGGAGCGGUGGGUCGGCCGCUGGCAGAUUGGGGUCGUGAUCGCGACGCCCAAAGCCUUCAUCGAACAAAUGUUCUGGCAUAUGCUUCGAGACCUCCGUCCAAACGAUGCAAUGUACAGGAGUCCGUGGGAGCAGCAGCUGUGCAAGUUCGCCGUGUGGCUCAAGUGCCAGCCCACUGGUUUCUACCCGCUCUGUUCCGACUUCAGGACCCUUGGUGGGACAAUCCUGCCAACGUUCCUGAACAUGCUCCUAAGUCCUUAUGAGGGUCAUCGUGAAGCUUACGACUAUUUCUAUAGUGCGCAGAGCGACGAGUUCAAACGUGGACACCUGAGCAUGAGUCCGCGACGCGGGCGGAAGAUUUGCCAGCCUGUUGAGAAUUAUGCACUGGCCGGUGAAUGGUAUUACUGACCUGGAGCCUGGAGGGGCAGGGUCGCUACUAUUGUAGUUGUCACUGCGGUUCAUGUCAAUCAAGAUCGGCG